Molecule: messenger RNA, 3642 nt
Organism: Myotis myotis
Lineage: Eukaryota; Metazoa; Chordata; Mammalia; Chiroptera; Vespertilionidae
Product: afadin-like
Exons: 1
Coding region: 827-2305 (492 amino acids)
Source: RefSeq, a predicted model, not a curated record
AGGACUGGUGGGCGCCCAUCCUGACCCUGGCACGCAGGACCACAGCAGCCGCGCAGAAGAAAGGAAGACAGCAGUGCCUUGCACAAAAGCCAUGAACAACAAUAUCAGCGUUGUGGGCAGUAAAAAUACAAAUACUUGACCAAGCAGAUCCACAGAUUUGCAAGUGCAAUGAGCAGCCAUGCCAAACUCGGGGGGUGAUGACAGAAUGGACCCCAUGUUCACAAGCCUGUGAAAGAGGGAGGCAGAGCAGACAAGUGACAUGUACCCAACCACUGAGCACAGGAGCCCUGAGGAGGGCCCCCGAGGGGCUGCGUUGGGCUCGCGCCAGCCUCUGCCCAGUGCUGCAAGGGCCAGGACUACGUGACCCUGUGGGGGGCAGGAGUACGGUCAAGUGUGGCAAAGGUGUGGGUCCCUGGAGGGCGAGGUGUGCCACUAACCCCAGAAACAACAGCCUCCUCUCCACCACACCCUCAACGAGGCUGAGGGCGGUGGGAUUACUCAAAAUGCUACCUGGGGUGAAAUGCUACCUGCUCUAAGCCCACCAUAGGAACUUUAGACUUUUUUUUGUUUCAAAAAAUCGUUCCCAACACCACGGACACACUGGGGUCAAAGCCCCUCUUAGGAGCUUGGCUGGCCCCGCCCCCUCCACAGGGUCACCGUGGAAACGUGGCUAAGGAGAUGCCUGCCUUCCACACUCCACAUUCCACAUGGCAGCUGUGGGAGAGUAAGAUGGAUUCCAGCUCUAACCCGCUGGAGAGGAAAGGGUGAAGGGAUGAGGAAGCAGCAUCCGGUGCUGAACUGGCAUGGGAGCCUAACCAAGUAGGUGAUGAAGAUCUGGCACCCUAGAGAACAGGACAACCUCAAUGUAAUGGAACUGAACCAGGGGACACGAAUCCUGAAACUGCCUGAAGUGCUGAGAUCCCAGAGGCUGAAGUCGGGCUCCAAUGGCCAGAGAAAAACCAUUCAGUUUUCCCUGGACUCCAAUGAAGAGGAAACCACAGCCCCCAGGAGCCAGGAUAGCAGUGCUGCCAGCUCCAGGACUUCACUGCUGCUGAGGGUCAAGGCGCCAAGCAGGAACUCCGUGACACCGAGGUCCAAAGAGGCCACCAGGACCGCGCUGCUGAGGUCAGCCACGUCCACCGGGGCCGCGGUGCCGGUGCUAGCCAAGCCCGACCCAGUCAGUAUCCAGGUGAGCUGGGACCCACGGGGGUUCUGGGCAAUGGACACUAGUACUAAGCUCAGACCCCAGGAACCAGGAAUACUUCCUACAAGGGAGGACUCCAGUAGUCCCCCUCCAUCAUAUUUUCGUUUAAUAAGUGAUUUUUUGAAGCCAGAGAAACCAACCAAGGCAGCAAUGGGGCUUAUAAAAAAGACAGUAGAAGUGUUGAAGUUAGACCACCAAAUAAGAGAAACUAAAAUCCAGCAAAAAAUGGUAACAGAGGAAGCUGCAUUCCUACUCAAUGAAAAGUUACCUGUCCAGGCUGGCACGACAGUCAUGCUAGCAAACCUGACCAACAAAGCUAAGGAGUACAGAAAAGAAAUUGAAAAUCAGUGGCACACCUAUGCACAAGUAAGUGGCGAGACCUUACCAACGAAACAAGAAUUAGCCUCCAAAUAUGCAAAACAAACUUCAGACUUUAAAACAACACCGCUCUUGGGGAAGGAAAUCCUGGAAUACAGUUUGAAGCAGCAGUUGGAGGCAGUGAGGGACAUGUCACAGGUAAGGGAGAAACAGCAGAAAGAACUGCAGACAUUACAGAAGAAGCUAAAGAAAGCCCGAGCUAAGACAGCUGCAAAGGCCCAGGCCCGGUACCUCCAGGAAAAAGCAUUACUGGAGAAGCAACUGAAUGAACCAGCCAUGGGCAUGAUGGGAAAGAGGGAAGAAAAGGAACUAAAAAGGAAGGUCCGGGCCUUAGAAGUGGCAGCAGAGAAGCGUGCUUCUGAGUUGCAACGCCUCCGAGCAGAGGAGGAGGAAUCACACCAGGAGGUAGAACAGCAGCCCCAGCAGCCCCCGGUGGACAAGACGCCCCAGAGCUGGUUAAAGCUUCAGAAGGGGCAUCUGCAGAAACAUUGGUCUGUAAAGCGCAUACCUGAGAGGCCAGUACUGCAGCCCGUUGCUCCAGGACCACCACAGGCUGCCCCAGGACCACCACAGGCUGCCCCAGGACCACCACAGGCUGCCCCAGGACCACCGCAGGCUGCCCCAGGACCACCACAUGUUGCUCCAAGGAGCAGAAGAAGAAGUUCCGUAGCCAUCGAUUCCAAUCAGUCCACAUUACUUUCUAAAUUGUCACAGAUUCAGUAAGGACUGGGGCAAGGAUUCCUAGGUGCUGCCUAAACCUGGUGAAGAAGGUUUUUAGACCUCAUUGCCACUGUAAAAUGCCCAUCGCGAUGUGUUAGUGUGAAGGAUUAGGUGCUUUGUUACAGCGGAACUGCUAGAUAUUUGUGCUACCAGCCUCCCUUCAUUCGGAUUUUCUUUCAUUAGCUCCUGGUAGUAAGCAGGGUGUUCCUCAAGUCUUCAGAUAACCUAACACCAUUUGCCAAACGCUCCUACAUGAAACGAAGUUGAGGAAACCACCUUGAGGACUUGAGAGGAAAACAGUUGUGUGAUUUAUGUCAUCUAGCUGAAGCAGAUUUCUGUAUAAAAGCACGUUUAAGGAUAGCAUCUCAGAUUGACUUUGUAUAGUGCUUUCUGCUCUUUAACCAGCCAACAUCGGUGUACCCUCAUUCCUUUUGGCCAAUUCAACACAAAGGCAAAAUGUUUUUAAAAUUUUUUUAGAAGAAAUUUGUGCCAAGUAGGCACAAAUGACCAGGUAGCCCCUCCUAUAGUUUGCUCAUGAGUGAGAAGGUAUUCUUAUAACAUCAAGAUCAAUAAAUGCUAGGCAGAACAACCUUUUAUCUGAGGCAGCCCUUAACUUUUAACUUUCAGUAAAUUGAAAAGGGAAGAUAGAGGGGACAUAUAUUACCUCAACUCUUUUGAAAAAAAGGUAUUUAUGAAGAAAUACCUUUACAAUUAAUAAGGUGGCUGAAUGCCUCUGCUUGUUUUGUCUGUUCGGUUUUAAAGUAUCAAAAGAAAAAAUUUAAAUAUUUGGAUGACUUUUUAGAGUCUUGUGCUAUCUCUUUCUGUAGCAACACCCUAAAUUCUAAGAUGACAGCAUUACUUAAUGUUAACUAUAGUAAGUACUUUAGCUUCAGGUCCCCUAUUACAUUUUCAUACUGUAUGCACUUAAUAGUGCAUGAAAUACCUUUUGUAAUUAACAUGUGCCAUAUAUUUAUGCUAUUUAAUAGAACUGGGAACAGUAAUUUAAAUUAGUAUAGACUUUAGGGUAAUUUUUUUACAUUUAUGACAUAUUGAUGGUUAGACCAGUGGUUUAUUUGAAUGCUGAGUUCUAGUACAGAAAUAUAAUCCUCUAUGUCAACAUUGCUUUUCUAUGGGGAAAUACAAUCAACUGUAUGUUUUCUGGAAAUUGUCAGUAAUGAAAAACUUCAAAAUAACUUUAUUGAACUUUAUUUUAUGUGUAAAAUGAAUUCCUUUAAGUUGCAUUACAAAAAGGACUCUACCUCAAUGUGCCUUUAACUUCUAGCUUGAACAAUUUUUCUGUUAAAUACUCCUUAUUAAAUAAACAUUUCGUUAUUAAAAAG